GAGUCUUGGCUCUGUGUGUGUGUGUCUCUCUCUCUCUCUCUCUUGCGCACUUUAUUCCGUUCAAAUUCAUUACUUUGCUGAUCACUGAGAACGAGGCUCUUUGUUUCAAAGGGGGAACAUAGAGAGAGAGAGAGAGAAGAUUAUAAGCUUUCAAUCUCUGCGCUUUUUCUUUCUAAAACUUGCUACAUUGUCUUGUUCUACUUCAAGAAUCUCAUCUCACUUCCACGCAUUAAAGUAUUUGUCUUUCUUGACUGAUUGCACUCAUAUUUUGUGGGCUUUUGCUUCUUUGCCCUUCCCAGUGUUUCAUAUACUGCAUGAUAAGCAUUAGAAGAGGAGACGAGACAAACCACUUGGCUGUUUGGUCUCUUUGGAUUAUUAUUUGAGCUCUCUUUGGCUGGUUAUAGAGUUUUCAGUUAAAAACAAGAUACCCAUUUGUUGAUUGGUCCCUUUUUGGUUGGGCUUUUAUUUUGGUUGUAUGAGAGUUUUGGAGUCUGUAGAGAGCUUUAGCUGUGCUUAUUGUCUCCUUUCGUCUAAGAGCUUGUCGUAGCAAAGGCAGAAAAUUGGGCAAAGAGAAUUCCUGAUAUGGGAUUCUACUCCUUCAGUUUCUGAAAUUGUUGCUGAUAUUAAUCGACACGCAGAAAGGGGGAGUCGUAGAAAGUGCAAGAACUGCUGUAUGAAGUAGUCGGGAAAAAUGAACAAGUUAUCAUGGUCCAAGAAAAUGGUCAGAAAGUUGUUCAAUAUCAGGAGUAAAAUUGAGGACUUUCAAGCAGAUGAUGUUCAUGGAGGGGGUGAAAUGGAAUACAGGACUAGCUUCUCUGAAAGGGAGCCAUGCACUAUCAAGAAAAGUAAAACAGAGAAAUUUAGCAAGAAUCCAGAGCAGGUUCGGCGAGGAAGAAUGAAUCUUGACCAUCCCCGAAUCAUAGAUGUGCAGAACUACAGCAUUUUUGUAGCUACAUGGAAUGUGGCAGGAAGAUCCCCGCCAAGUAAUUUGAGUCUCGAUGACUGGCUUCAUGCCUCACCUCCUGCAGACAUAUAUGUUCUUGGAUUUCAAGAGAUAGUUCCUUUGAAUGCUGGUAAUGUUCUUGGUGCAGAAGACAAUGGACCUGCCAAAAAAUGGCUGGCCCUCAUUAGAAAGACUCUAAAUAAUCUUCCAGGAACUAGUGGCAGUGGUGGGUGUUAUACGCCAUCUCCAAUCCCUGAACCAAUUGUAGAAAUGGAUGCCGAUUUUGAGGGAUCUUCCAGGCAGAAGAACUCAUCUUUCUUUCAUCGCCGAUCAUUCCAGACAACACACAGCUGGAGAAUGGACAAUGACCCUUCAAUUACACAACCUAGACUUGAUAGGCGAUUUAGUGUUUGUGACAGGGUUAUGUUUGGUCACAGGCCAAGUGACUAUGAUCACAGUCAUAGAUGGGGUCACAGACCUAGUGAUUAUUCAAGGCCAAGUGAUUACUCUAGGUCUAGUGAUUACUCCAGAUGGGGUUCAUCAGACGAUGAUAAUGGACCAGGGGAUUCACCAAGUACUGUAUUGUACUCACCAAUGUCCUAUGGAGGUCCCUAUAGUGGAUCUACAUCUGUGGAAGAUGGAUUUAGGAGGCCAGGGUGUUCAAGGUACUGCUUGGUGGCGAGUAAGCAAAUGGUUGGCAUAUUCCUCACAAUAUGGGUCCGAAGUGAAUUGAGAGAUCAUGUUAGAAACAUGAAAGUUUCUUGUGUUGGCAGAGGAUUAAUGGGUUAUCUAGGGAAUAAGGGAUCUAUUUCAGUCAGCAUGUCCUUACAUGAAACAACCUUUUGCUUCAUCUGUAGUCAUCUAACCUCUGGACAGAAGGAAGGUGAUGAGCUAAGAAGGAAUGCAGAUGUCAUAGAGAUUCUUAAGAAGACAAGAUUUCCACGUGUUAAUAGUGCAGCAGAUGAGAAGUCCCCAGAAACUAUUCUUCAGCAUGAUCGAGUUAUUUGGCUUGGGGAUUUGAAUUAUCGCAUUGCCCUUUCUUAUCGAUCUGCUAAGGCUCUAGUUGAGAUGCAAAAUUGGAGGGCAUUGCUGGAGAAUGACCAGUUGCGGAUAGAGCAGAGAAGAGGUCGUGUUUUUGUAGGGUGGAAUGAAGGGAAAAUUUAUUUCCCACCCACAUACAAAUAUUCAACUAAUUCAGACAGAUAUGCAGGAGAUGAUAUGCACCCAAAGGAGAAGCGUCGAACUCCAGCUUGGUGUGAUAGAAUUUUAUGGUAUGGAGAAGGCCUCCAGCAAUUAUCUUAUGUACGUGGAGAAUCUAGGUUCUCAGAUCAUAGGCCGGUUUAUGGCAUAUUUUGGGCAGAGGUGGAGUCUAGCCAUGGCCAAUUGAAGAAAAGUAUGAGCUACUCCAGUUCUAGAAUUGAGGUGGAAGAGCUCUUGCCAUACUCACAUGGGUACACAGAACUGAACUUCUUCUGAUGGUGAGGAAAUAGCUAUGACCCCCAUUAGGCGGGAAUCACUUUGAAGAAAAUUUUUCUUUGAAGUGUGAUUGAGACAUUCCGUUGCCCACUAACCGAAAAAGGUGUACAUUUUGUAAUUUGGUCAGUUAAUUAACUCUACACAUCAUCAAAGAUCAUCAAAUGUAGUUAGCCACUAACAAACCAGUUUCUGUCAGCGUAUGGUUCACUAACCUGACUGAUGAAAACCAACUCUCUGGCAAGCUUGGUACUGUAUCACAGUCCAGCAAUAUGAUUAGGAUUAACGUACUCCAUCAGGAAUUGCCAAGAGGGUGUCGAAAGACUAAUUUAUUCUAUUCUUUCUUAGUUGAUGUAACAUUUUUGUUUUUGAUGACUGAAAGAUGAUGAUCAAUACAAUUAUUAGAUUUUUUUUUUUGAAAAAACUGAAGCCAAGUAAAGAUUUUAUAUAUUUGAUAUUCAUUGCAAAAGAGAAAAAAGAAUUAUACAGUAUUAAAGUUUAUGAUAGAUUCCAGAAUGGCUCUUCUCUUUGUUCUUUGUUGUUGAGGAUGAUUAUGAAUUUACUGAAAAAGGUGAUUGUC
Manihot esculenta (cassava) is the source of this 2996-nucleotide messenger RNA. Its product is annotated as type IV inositol polyphosphate 5-phosphatase 7. The transcript is spliced from 13 exons. The record is from RefSeq and is a predicted model, not a curated record. Gene Ontology annotation, biological process: phosphatidylinositol dephosphorylation. Gene Ontology annotation, molecular function: phosphatidylinositol-3,4,5-trisphosphate 5-phosphatase activity; inositol-polyphosphate 5-phosphatase activity; phosphatidylinositol-4,5-bisphosphate 5-phosphatase activity. Lineage: Eukaryota; Viridiplantae; Streptophyta; Magnoliopsida; Malpighiales; Euphorbiaceae. Bases 692 to 2419 code for a protein of 575 amino acids.